Diabrotica balteata is the source of this 645-nucleotide messenger RNA. The record is from the annotation of a GenBank genome assembly. Lineage: Eukaryota; Metazoa; Arthropoda; Insecta; Coleoptera; Chrysomelidae.
AUGUCGUCAGCUUCAAUGCCUCUCUUAGAGGAUACCACAGCCUUUGGCGAAGAUGAGGGAGAAUUUGGUGUUAAAAAGGAUGCUUUAGCGCAUCCAUACAUAACAUUUUUUCACUUAGCUUUCCGUGGAGCUGCCAUAGUAGCAUACUUAUUAUGUGAACAGUUUACUGCAAGUUUUAUAACAAGUUUUGUUAGUGUAAUUUUAUUAUUAUCAAUGGACUUCUGGACAGUAAAAAAUAUAACAGGAAGGUUAAUGGUUGGAUUAAGAUGGUGGAAUUAUGUGGAUGAGGAUGGCAAAUCUCAUUGGGUAUUUGAAUCUAGGCAGAACAAAGUAAAUGAACGAGAGGCUCGCAUCUUCUGGGUUGCCUUGGUUAUAACCCCAUUAUUGUGGUCUUUUCUAUUUAUUGUGGGAUUAUUUGGAUUUGAGUUUAGGUGGUUGUUGCUAGUAACAAUUGCAUUGAUUUUAACUGGAUCCAAUCUGUAUGGAUACGUGAGAUGCAAGGUUGGAAAUAAAGAAAGCGUCAGCAGUUUGACCUCGGACUUUCUUAGAAGACAAGUUCUACAAAACGCGGUCUCUCUAAUGUCGCGUCAACCUGCAGCUCAACCAGCACCCAGCCAGCCAAACUUGCCAACAAAUGUAGUCUAA